This is a messenger RNA of Symbiodinium natans, 2340 nucleotides long. Lineage: Eukaryota; Dinophyceae; Suessiales; Symbiodiniaceae. The record is from the annotation of a GenBank genome assembly.
AUGGCCAAUGUGCUUCGUGAGAACCGGAGGCUCAAGGAGACCGUUGAGUUGAAGGAUCAGAAGAUCAGAAAGCUUUUGGAUGACAUAGAAAGGAUUCGCAAGGACCCCAACGUUAUGCACCCAAGCAUACUGCGAUUGCGCAAGCUGGGCCUCAACACGCCUGCGCUGGCAGACUUGGGUGACCGAUGGGCAGGGUAUGUCUUGGGACGGGCAUCCAUGGCCAUGGAGGUCGGGAGCUUUUCCUUUCGAAACGUCUUUGCCGCACACGCGAGCAACGGUGUGCUGACCGAGGAGUCCUUUAAAACAGUAUUGAGACAGUUUGAGCCGUCGAUCAAGAGUGAUCAGCUGACGCGACUCUGGUACUUUGCCGAUGAAGACGGCUCCGGCAGGAUUGACCUUUUCGAAUUUAUGCGCAUGGCAGGUUGCAAUUCCAACGGAGAGAUGACAGAUGAAUACUACGAGGUGGUAGCCAUGCACCUCUACCGCAAGUUCCAUGCCAAGGGCGGCGUCCGACGGGUUUAUGCCACUGCCGACAAGAAUUGGGAUCAGCACUUAAAUCUGGCAGAAUUCAGCAAGUUCAUCAAGGUUCUGUUGAAGGAUGUCCAGCUCACCAGGCGAGAAAUAGCUCAGGUCUUCCAGAGGAUGAACGUGUCCGGGUCAGGGAUGCUGAGCGUGCUCGAGCUCGGCUGGCAGAGCUUGACGGCCGGCGCCAAAUGCCACGUCUCCGAAGCCUGGGUGAAAGACACCUUUCACCAGCUGGCGACGUCAAUCCAGGAUGCGGGCUUGAACAUCAAGUCGCUGUUCUCCACUGGGAUCGUCGUAGAGAAGGAGUUCCGCGAGAUCGCACUUCGAUUCUUGACCCAGCUUCGACCUUCCCAACUGGACCGGCUUUGGAAGUAUCUGCAGACCGCGUGUGCAGAUGAUGCCAUGCAAGUGAGGCACGCUGGUGGUGACAAAGAUCGCUUGCCAUCCGACAGUGUCCUCUCAGUUAUUUUCGGUCCUACGCUCACAAGCAGUCCGAAUGAGAUUUCAUCUGGUGCACCUCAAGGUUCAGGAAGUUCAGGUUCUUAUUUCGGCCCCGCUGGAGGUGUGGGUCGUGAGGUGUUGGAACAGCUGGUGCAACAUCUGGUGCGUCGAGCCGGUGAUGCUUCGCCAGACGUUUGCUUUGACUCGUUGAACCCGUUCAUCACCUCAGAGCAUUUCCACGAUCUGCUCUCAACCAGGCUGGGGAUCCACUACGAUCCCGUGAAAGCCAAGCAGGUUUUCAAGCUGAUCGAUUCCGAUCGUGACAGCAAGAUUACGCGGUUGGAGUUCCGGCUCAUGUUCAAGGCUGUCACUCCAGAUGCCCAAGCUUUGAACACGCGGCCCGGGCCGCUUGGCAAGAGCGACCUGGUUCUGAGACAGAAGGGUGAAGAGAAGGGUUUUGAGUGGAAGGACCAGAAGAACUAUGAGGAGGUUGCCGAUGCUGUCGUGUCUUAUGUGCAGCUGCAGCUGACAGCUCUGUGCGGCCUGGUCCCACUUCCGCUUCCCGCAGAAGCCAAGGAGGCCAACUCGGUGGUCUAUGCCAGCAGCCAUCUCAAGGAGCACACUGGUCCACUGCUGCUCCUGGUCUGUGGCUCUGCGCCGGGCGGAGCGGCAGGGGUCUGGGGUCGCAGCCUCUGCAUCAACUCGAGUCUCCAUGAAGGAGCAAUGUUUGACUACAUCUUCCGAGCAGAAGAACUGGGCUGGGCAGUGCUGGUUGCGAAUCCAAAUGUCAACGAUUGCAACGGCAUCCCCCUCAGUGGCUCCGAGACUCCGCACCGGCAUCUGCAGACCCUUUGGACUUCUUACAUCUCCCCCGCGCAGGCAUCAUGCGUACUAGUCGUGGCGCACUCAUAUGGAGCCCCCAACAUGGUGCACCUUCUUAAGGUCGAGCCAGAAGCUCGCGAACGUGUCUCUGCACUUGUCUUCACUGAUGGGACUGCAUUUCCACCAGGUACCCUCCUCAUGGAGGGGGUCCCGAGUGAAGAUUCCAAGGAUCCCAAGGUGCAUGCCUUGAGAAAGGAGAUGCUUCGUUUUCAGGAAGCGGCACCAGAAGCAUUCAAGCCGGCAACGUCGGCGGUCCAGAGUUGCUUGCGAGCUGCGGCCCGGAACUUCAUGUCCUCAGAGAUGCCACCAGGAACGCCUCUUGCAGCUGACUGUGAAGGGGUCCCAGCGGUGAGCGCUGGACACACAAGCCACCCUUCUACGACCCAUGCGGCCACCGAGCCUGUCUUUGAGUUUCUGAAGUUAGGAGCACAGGCAACGGCCAAGGUCUCGGCUGCAAACGAUGAGCUUCGUGCCGUGCUGAGCGGGCAGUGA